This is a messenger RNA of Rhagoletis pomonella (apple maggot), 802 nucleotides long. RefSeq lists its product as uncharacterized. The coding region runs from base 304 to 675 and encodes 123 amino acids. The record is from RefSeq and is a predicted model, not a curated record. NCBI's taxonomy places the organism in Eukaryota, Metazoa, Arthropoda, Insecta, Diptera, Tephritidae. The transcript has 3 exons.
CGAGAAUAGACGGAUGGUUAUUGAGCGCUCAUAAGUAGGACGUUUUGGCUAUAUAUACCAGGUUUUAUGAAGUUUUUGAAAGGAAAUAUUAAGAAAAGAUUUUCAACUUGCAGUCCGGUAAAGUAAUGCACAAAAUACAUAAUUUCUUUACAUUGCCAAAGCAAUGGAUAAGUUGAAAAACAUAACCACCGCAUCGUGGUUGUGAAAAUAUCGGCAUGCCGUGAAAAAAUCUUAAGAAAAACACUCACAGCUGGGAAAAGAAGGUAGCUGAGCAUAACAUCACAUUGAGUUUUUAAAAAUGCAAUGCAAAUCGGAUAUUAUUCAAGCGAGUGUGCUAAGCUUCCAGACGUUUGUGCGAGUAGUAGAAGAUGGUGUUUUAGAAACGACGAAUGUGCUAAAAAUGUUGACUUCCUUGCUGCCCAACUCAGUCCGAUAAAGUACACCACGAUCACCGAAGGAAUUGUCAGCAUACCAUUACUUGGAAGCGCAAUCUUUCAAAAUCAAUUUGGUUUGAAAACGCAACAUCCCAUUAUACCGUUAUUACAAAAUCAAUCGGUAAACAUAAAUGACGUGGCCCACAAAAUUGUCGGUAUUUUCAAUCAUCAUGAUCAGCAAAGAAAGGAGCACAGACGUUGCCCAAUUCAAAGACUAUUUGGACUGGCUUGCUAUCAUUAAGCAAAGCAAAUCUCGCGGAGUAAUUUUAACUCUUCCACAACAUCCUUGUUCACAAGCAUACUACUAAUUGAAGCUAUAGAACACUGCCUUACGUUUUAUAUUCAAAAUUUCUUGGCGUUUCAAUACA